Trematomus bernacchii (emerald rockcod) is the source of this 2754-nucleotide messenger RNA. RefSeq names its product protein FAM161A-like. Gene Ontology annotation, biological process: cilium organization. Gene Ontology annotation, cellular component: cilium. The record is from RefSeq and is a predicted model, not a curated record. Bases 1019 to 2308 code for a protein of 429 amino acids. The transcript is spliced from 7 exons. Lineage: Eukaryota; Metazoa; Chordata; Actinopteri; Perciformes; Nototheniidae.
CUCAUUCACAGCAGUAACAGAGGUGGUUUGAGGAACCGUAAUGAGCAGGGCUUGUUGACGAGAGGGUGGAGUAUCCCUCUGGAAAACAAACAGGUUGUGAAGUGGUGCUGUGUGAGGAAGAGGGAGGCUAGCAGACGAGAGCCUCUCCACGUCUGGGUCUUCCUGUCGAGGGUUAAUCGAGUCUGUCUGGGCCCACAUGGGUUUCUUAAAAGCAGGCACUUCACGCUCUGGAAACAGAAGAGAAAAGUGCAGCAGCGCCACCUUGUGGACAGAUGUGGUGUUACGUGAAAUGAAAGGCUGAGAUAUCUUUUUGAAUUUAUGACAUUGAUGCCAUGCGGAUCAUGAACACAUAGGAUUGAUCUACGAAAGGAAGAGUUGAUCCAAUGUGACUGCUUUUAAGUGGGUGGUCCGGAUACACUUAUCUAAAGAGAUUAUUUUUGUGUUUGUACAAUUAUCUUGUUCUUUGUGCCGCUAAGAUCCAAAAAUAGCAAAUCUAAAAUUGCUGAUAUUGAAGGAAAUCAAAAAAGUUGACCUUUUAAGCUUUGACACAAUCCUCAGGGUAAAAUCAAAUACAAAUGUAACUAUAUAUUAUACCAGCAUUUCCAUGGAUUUUCCGCUAUAGCAAUGGUUCCUCACUUAAGGAACUUAACUCUUCUUGUUCUUCCUAUUCUUGCAGGUCUUAGUGAGAUGGAGGGAGGUGAAAUGGAGGCAGACAGGAGACAGAUGGGGAGAGGUGCUGUAACAGAAGCCUCGUCUAUCAAUCCCCCAAAAUAUUCCCUGCUGGAAGCUUUCCAAUGAAGCCACUUGGGGAAAAUAAGCAGUGCAAAUGGACACUGAUUGAAGUCACUUUGGAUAAAUGGGUCAGCUGAUUGAAACAUAAUGUGACACUGAUCAAUAAUAACGAUGAUCUGCUGCAGGACAGAGCAGGUCAGUGCAGAGCGAGGCCACCGAGGACACACUGCUCUGCUUCAGGCAGGUUGCGAGCUUUCUGUUUUUAUUCUGUGAAUAAGGAGAAAGAAUGGCGGCGAUGUUUCGAUCAUCCUCUCUGGAAAACACUAAAGAAAUGUCUCUGUUCGAACGGGAAAAAGACAAUUACUUUGUCACAGAUGAGGACUGUCGCAGUGAGGAGUUUGAUCAGGAUUCAGUGUGCAGCGAGGAGGGGAGAGGGGGCCGGAGCGUCCGCAGGUCUCUGUUUGUGGAGAUCUACGGUCUGCAAAGGGAGCCGCACAUCCACUUCUCAAACCAGGAGUACUACAAGAGGCUGGAGGAGCUGAAGAGCGCACACCUGAAGAACAUGGCCGAGCUGGAGAGGAUGUACAUCGGCCAGCAUAGGGAGAGUCCUGCAGAGGAGGAAGAGGAUGGAGGAAGAACCAACAGAGAGGACAGACUGUCUAUCAGCAGUGGCCCUGUCAGGAAACUCCAGAGGAUCAAUUCCCAGGAGGAGCUGGACUUCCACGACUCAUCGAGUGGUUCGGACCAAUCAGAGCUUUACGGAGCGAGCAGCACGGGGGAUCUGGAGCUGGAAAAUCCCAGAACAGCUGGCCAGGGCCGAACCUUUGAGAGAGACUUCCUACUGAGCCCAGAAGAAAUGACGACCCAGAAGCAGUUUCGGUUUAAGCCCUCCUGUCUGAAACCAAAGGGGAGAAUUUCACGUCCAACCGGGGUCAGGGUCAGGUCCAACUUCAACGUCACCGUGCCCAAACCCUUCCAGAUGAUGCUGAGAGAGGAGGAGAGGAAGAGGCACAAGGUGCGCACUCGCUCAGAGAUCCAGCUGGAGAACACUUUGCUGAAACGGGAGCUUGAGGAGCUCCAAGAGUGCCAGAAAAAGUUCAGGGCGUCACCAGCACCGGCGCACAUCCAUCAGCCGUUCUACGAAGUGAUCAGCCGUCGCCUCAGCCAGCGAUCCACCCGCAGCAAAGGAAGCAGAAAGAUCACGAACAGGAACCAGAUCAUUGCCGAUGCUUCUCCACAGCCUUUCCAUUUCCUGGAGAGGGAGAGGAUGAAGAGGGAGGCGAAGAUUGUUGCAGAGCUGGGGAACCUGGGGCUGAAAGAGGAACGACAGGCCUUUAAGGCGAGACCCAUGCCCAGCUCGGUGUAUGGAAGCAAACACAAGGCGAACAUCAAGACCACAAGCCACCAGUUUACAGACAUCUGCACACAUCUGCACACGGAGGGUCAAAGGGACCCAAACUCUGACGCCUCUCCUGACUCCUGUAAGCCUCAGACAUGGCCGUCCUCCAAGCCAGUGAAGAAGCAGAUAGAGGUUUCCAUUGAGAUGGUGAAAGGAGAGGGAGUGGUGUCAGAUUGACUCGCUUAAAGCCAAAAACAUGUAGUGACCUCUGCAGCCAGGGACGGCUGAGCGCGUUAGGACGGACUGUAUCACUAUCAGAGACUGUGUUCAUAAAUAUAAGACACACAAGGGAAGAAACAAAGAGCUACGUCCAAAUAGUUUUUUGUAGAUUAGUUUAAGUCUAUAACAAAAAAGGUGUUGUCUUCAUAAGAUAUAUCUUGGUAAGCUCUUUACUUUGACGGAUGGAUGUGUUGGGGGGGGGGCAGGUCUCUUCUGCACAUAGUGGGCAUUAUACGUUUUUAUUUAUUUUGCAUGUUGUAGCUGACAAAGUGGAAUGACACAAUGCACUAUUUCCCUAAAGAUGGGAGCAAUUAUUAUUGUCUUCUUCUUCUUCUUCUUUCUGUGUAUGUAAAAUGUGUCAAUGUAAAAAUGUGUCAUUAAAAUUAUGUACACUUUCCCCCUGA